Cadophora gregata is the source of this 1173-nucleotide messenger RNA. RefSeq lists its product as uncharacterized. The record is from RefSeq and is a predicted model, not a curated record. Bases 1 to 1173 code for a protein of 390 amino acids. Lineage: Eukaryota; Fungi; Ascomycota; Leotiomycetes; Helotiales; Ploettnerulaceae. The transcript has a single exon.
AUGGAAGCAAUAACCACAUCCAAUAUUCGUCCAGCAAGCGCUAAUGCUGUCGUCAAUCUCGGUGACCAGCCAGCACUGCAACCAAUCUCCUCAGUUUUGAGUUCUAAUACUCUACCAGGCGUAGCGUCGCACGAUAUCUCCCAUGACAGGACAGUAGCAGCGGAUCGUCCCUACCCAUCGGUAACCACGGUCCGCCGGCUGGCCGAGAAGCAUCCAUCGGCCAAAGAUGAUCUUAUCGAACUUGCAGAUGCCCUCAAAAAUCUCGAGAAUUCACAUCAAAUACUCCUCCACUCUCGAUUGAAUAUCAUCGCCGAGAAAGAUCGACUCCUAGAGGAGAAGGAGAAAAUCAUCCAAGACUUUAACCGCCGACUAAAGAAACGAGAGAUCAUCAAGCAGAAUAUCAUCAAUCAGGUCAAGGCAGAGGCUGCGCGCAAGACAGAAGAGGAAGUUCAAGCACGGAUAUAUGUGGUCAACGAGAACUGCAAUACACUUCAUCUUGAAAAUGCUAUGCUUUUGGCUUCUGUGGAUGACUUGAAAGAGAGGUUGAGGUUGACUGUUGCUGGCUUGAAAAGAUCUUAUGGCGAGGUUUUGAAGGAAGACUCUAAGAUGGACACAUUCCCGACAGAUAAAGAGCCGCGUACCCCAGGGGAAAGUGAUACGAUCUUAGUGAUGAAGGACGUUGCGGAUACUCCGUUGCUUGAAUUUGCUUCCAAUGGUGUGGUUGAAGCACUUCUCCAGGGGUACGAGAAAAGUGUGCCAGCACACAAGAAGACUUACCGAAGCCCCUAUGCGUCAAACACAACAGCAAAACGCAGUCUUCUAUCGCCCGCUACGGAACAAGAAAAGAUAUCUUGCGCAGAGGGCGUGAGCUUUGACCAGUCAUAUGGUCCUUCAACCACACCCACUCCGAAAUAUAGCAGUCCUUAUGGCAACAAAGUGAACUCCAUUCAAGAUUCUUUCUUGACAACUGGUCACGUCGAAAAUCAUAGUCCAUACAACGAAAAAUCACUCACGGGAGAGAAAACUUCCCAGAUUUCAUCCGCCGAAGAUCAAGAGAAGAGCGAUGACACACAUCCAGAAGUUGACGUCGGCAUGCGUCAAGCAAUUCUACCAAGUGAUCAAAACCAGACGUCAUACCCAAAUAUCAGAGAGGUGAUGGAAGAUAUAGAUUGA